Herpailurus yagouaroundi (jaguarundi) is the source of this 1850-nucleotide messenger RNA. RefSeq names its product mitochondrial fission regulator 2 (gene MTFR2). NCBI's taxonomy places the organism in Eukaryota, Metazoa, Chordata, Mammalia, Carnivora, Felidae. Gene Ontology annotation, biological process: aerobic respiration; mitochondrial fission. The record is from RefSeq and is a predicted model, not a curated record. Gene Ontology annotation, cellular component: mitochondrion. The transcript is spliced from 7 exons. Bases 573 to 1655 code for a protein of 360 amino acids.
UUCUGGGUUUGGAGAGCCCCUGAGGAAGCUUGCGGCCAAGGCGACUGACACCACCGGCUCUAGUCUCGGCCUGUUACUUAGUUGGGUGACUGAGUCACGUCGCGUAUCUGGGGUCCAAAUUCUUGUCUUUAAAAUGAGCGAGGAGGAUGGAUGGUACCCUAUUCGUUUGUGAGGAAGAGCCGCUGUUCAUUUGUUAAAGCGUUGGGUCGGCCCCCUGCCUGCCUUCAGGAGCUGAACUCAUCCCUCUCCUCAACCCAGAGCUUCCAGGAGAGCGGGGACUUCGCUGUCGCAGCUAACCUAAAGGCUUCCCUGUUAAGUGUCCAAUUUAUUGUUGGUUGAUAUUUAUUAAGGCUGAAACAUCUUAUGAACUUUUAGUGCAAUUUAACUGAUAAAUUGAAAUUUCCUUUAUCAGCCCUUCCCCACGUCUUCAUUCCUCUCUCUCUUUGACUUCCUUCAAAAUACUGCUGGCCAAAAGAGAUCAGUUGAUGGUGUAAUGUGAAACGAAAGGAUUCCUCCAGGUAUCAAGAAACUGAUAAUGUUUCCUUGAAUUCGCUAAUGUAUUUGUUUCAUCAAUGUCACUCAUACUGAAUAUCUUAAGAGAGAUGCUGGAAUAUUUUGGUGUUCCCAUAGACCAGGUUUUGCAGAUUAGAGAAAAUAAAGACUAUGGAUCAGCUCGGAGUAUUGUUCGUCUUAUUGGGAAAAUUCUUCCUCUAGAUCCUUGUCCCAGGCCUAAUUUUGAGUUGAUCCCUCUAUUGAACUCUGUAGACCCUGGUAACUAUGGAUCUGUAGUUCCAUCUUUUGCUGAUACUUUGCGUGUGGCAAAUGAUGAAGAAGGCAGUUAUCUCAGAUUUCGAAAUAGCAUAUGGAAAAAUGAAGAAGAGAAGAAAAUGGAAUUUUUCCAUCCUUUGCCACCAGUUUGGAAUCCACUGCUGCCUGCUCCAAGACAGAAUAAACGGACCAAAAACGAUGGGCCUGUAAAUGAAGCUGCAAUUAAAAAAAUAGCUGCCCUCGAAGAUGAGCUGACUUUUCUUCGCACUCAGAUCGCUGCAAUUGUGCAAAUGCAGGAACUGAAAAACCGUGCAAACGCUGGCCUCUUUGACUUGAACAGCGAACCUAGCAGAUUGGGACAAAGGCCAUCGCCAGGAACUGCUGAACUGAGUGUCAAACCAGAUCCAUUUUCAAGUUCAGUGUUCUUCCCUCCACCUGCUCCUCCUCCUCCAGUGCCCCCUCAGCUUUCUUCUCCGCAACGUCCAUGUUCACUCACAUGGCCAGGAACUAAUAAUACAUGUAACUCAGAUAACUCAGCAAAUGAAGUGAAAAGACAGCAGUCAGGUGAUAGUAAGACUAAUGACAGUCAUCGUUCGAAAAGCCAGGAAAAUAAAGAUGUUCCGAAUAUGUUGGACAUUCUAAAGGAUAUGAAUAAGGUUAAGCUCCGUGCUGUGGAACGGUCACCUGGAGGUAGACCCAUUCAUAAGAGGAAAAGACAAGAUUCACACUGGGAUCCAGUGUCUUUAAUAUCCCAUGCACUUAAGCAGAAAUUUGCAUUCCAAGAAGAUGAUUCCUUUGAGAAAGAAAAUAGGUCUUGGGAGUCUUCUCCAUUUUCUAGUCCAGAAACUUCAAGAGUGAGCUAUAAUAACGUAAAGUUAAUUUUUUAAUUUUUCAAAAGCGUAUUGUCCAUGAUGUAUCUCUGCCUUCAAGUUCUCUUGAAGUUCUUGCACAGAAUGGACCAUACAGUUAUUUGCUGGUACCGCUAACGUUUCUGUUGUUUCUGUUAACUUUUACAUGCUCCUUUUUUGCUUGUACCUUACUAUGAAUUUUUUUUUUAAAUAAAACACUUGAUUUGAAAAAUA